AUGUCUGGAAUAAGUUCAGCUUCGUUAGUGGACUUGAAAGCAGAAUUAUUUCGGAAACAAGAAGAAUUCAAAAAACAGAAAUUGUUAAAUGCAUCAACAAAUUAUAUCAAAGGCAAAACUAUUGAAAAGAAGCAAACAAUCUUCAGCAAGAAAAAUGCAGGUGUUGCUGCAAGGGCCCAGAAAGAUUUAGUUGCAAAAACUGAGGAAGAAGACUUGCAUGAAAAGUCAAGGAAAACCCUUGAAGCUAAAAGUAAACUAUAUGAAAAGAUAACCCACGACUCAAGUAUCCCUGAUGAAGAUGGAAGCCAAAGAUUUCUUGUGGAUUUUCAGAAAAAAGCAAUUGAUAAAUUACAAGAAGAGCAAAAUAAGGAAAAGAAAGAAGAAAAUGAUUAUUUUGAAGAUGAAUUUGUGGAUUCUCCAAGCAACCCAGAUGAGAAAUGGGUGGAAUACACAGACAGUCUUGGAAGGACAAGAACAUGUAUGAAGAAAGAUUUGGAGAAAAUGCAAAGAAGAGAUAAAGAAAUGGGAAUACUACCUGCCAGUCAAAAGAAAGAAGAUAAUGAUGACAUGAAGGAAUCUUCUAUUGGCAGUAGUAAAUCCUCUUGUGGUUUGAAUUCUCAAGAAAUUUAUUGUCAAAUGUUGAAAGAGAAAUGGGAGAAGGAAGAAGAAGAUGCCCAAGCCAAACCAGUGGGUCCUGUUCAUUAUGAAAAUGUCAGAUUUGAUGAAAUCCGAACUCAUGGUGUGGGUUAUUUUCAGUUUUCCAAAGACGAAACAGAAAGACAAGAACAAAUGCAUUUACUCAACUCCUUAAGGAAUCAAACAAAAGAUGAACGAGAAAAACGCAAUCAACUGAAAGAAAAACGUGACAGUCUCAUGGCUGCACGGCUGAAGAAGAUCAAAGAUCGGCAAAGAGCUAAAAUGGGUUUACCUCCAGAGCCAGAGACAAAAGAUGAAUCAUAUUCAGAGCCCAAGAUUGAAGAAAGUAUUUCAAAAGAAGUAAAAACUGAAAAUGUUGCAAAGAACCCUGCACCUGUUCGAGAAUGGGAUCUUGGAAAAGACAAAUUUUGGGAAAUGGAGAAGAAAUAUUUCAAAGAAAGGCGAGAAGAAAGACAUUCUGAAUUUGCACCUCCAAGUUCUUAUUUUAUCUCAAAUUCUGCUUCAAAUUCAAAAAGGAAGCAAGAAGAACAACAAUAUUCUUCAACUGCAGAAAAGAAACCAUUACUCCAGAAAUUCAAAAAAAAUAAAAUGAAAUCAGAAAAAAAUGAAAUUGUAAAAGAGGCCAAAAAAACAGAGACUGUUCAAACCAUAGCAGAUUUGGCUGCAAUCCCACUUCCUGAUGAAAAGGAGAAAUUAACAAACAACAAUUCUGCUGCAAAAUACCAACAACAACUACAAACAAAUGAGUCGAGUAAGGCAAUUGCUGCUGCUGCUGCUUCUUCUGACAGUAUAGUAUCUUCCCAAAUGUGGGGUCAACCUGUUGCUAUGACAACACCACAAUACAAUCCAAUGUAUAUUGCUGCAUUAAGUAACCAACACCAAAAUAUCUACCCUGGAAAUGUAGCAACUGUGACAGCACCCCAAGCAUCUGGCCAAGUCACAACUCAACAGACAGUUGCACUGGAAAAACCAAAGCCUACAAUUGUUGAUAGAAGAUUUGUAAAAAAUGUUGAAUCAUUGCAAAGUUUGUGA
Molecule: messenger RNA, 1689 nt
Organism: Acanthosepion pharaonis
Lineage: Eukaryota; Metazoa; Mollusca; Cephalopoda; Sepiida; Sepiidae
Source: the annotation of a GenBank genome assembly